CAGUUGAGUUUUGUGCGUUGUGCGGUAAAGUUGCCCAAACCAGAGCAUCCAGAGCAACCAGUGCAACAGUGCAGCCAGAGAGCAAAGGAACCGAUAGCAGUUUGCAUCCUCCAGACAUCGCAGCAGAUUCCGAUUCAGUUUCAGAAUCAGCUCCAGGCCCACAGGCUCCCCAACUCGCAUUUGUUAGCCACAGCAAGUCCCCCUCCACCCAGUCGGAAAAUGAGAGAAAUUGUCCAUCUGCAGGCCGGCCAGUGCGGCAACCAAAUUGGCGCUAAGUUCUGGGAGGUUAUUUCGGAGGAGCACGGCAUUGACAGCAAUGGCAUCUAUGUGGGCGACAGUGAUCUGCAGCUGGAGCGUAUCAGCGUCUACUACAACGAGGCAGCAGCGGUGACGCGCUCGUCGGGUGGCAAAUAUGUGCCUCGUGCCAUCCUGUUGGAUCUGGAGCCGGGCACCAUGGAGUCGGUGCGUUCGGGACCCUAUGGCCAGCUCUUCCGUCCGGAUAACUUUGUGUUUGGGCAGUCGGGCGCCGGCAACAACUGGGCCAAGGGUCACUACACGGAGGGUGCCGAACUGGUGGACAAUGUCCUGGACGUGGUGCGCAAGGAGUGCGAGAACUGCGACUGCCUGCAGGGCUUCCAGCUGACCCACUCGCUGGGCGGCGGAACCGGCUCCGGCAUGGGCACUCUGCUCAUUUCGAAGAUACGCGAAGAGUAUCCGGACCGCAUCAUGAACACGUACUCGGUGGUGCCCUCGCCGAAGGUGUCCGACACUGUGGUGGAGCCCUACAACGCCACCCUGUCCAUACACCAGCUGGUGGAGAACACAGACGAGACGUACUGCAUCGACAACGAGGCACUGUACGACAUCUGCUUUAGGACCCUGAAGGUCUCCAAUCCGAGCUACGGGGACCUCAAUCACCUGGUCUCGCUCACCAUGUCCGGCGUGACCACCUGCCUGCGCUUCCCCGGCCAGCUGAACGCCGAUCUACGCAAGCUGGCCGUCAACAUGGUUCCAUUCCCACGUCUCCACUUCUUCAUGCCCGGAUUCGCGCCUCUCACCUCGCGCGGCUCGCAGCAGUACCGCGCCCUGUCCGUGCCCGAGCUGACCCAACAGAUGUUCGAUGCCAAGAACAUGAUGGCUGCCUGUGAUCCGCGCCAUGGCCGCUACCUCACCGUGGCCGCCGUCUUCCGGGGCCGCAUGUCCAUGAAGGAGGUGGACGAGCAGAUGCUGGCGGUGCAGAACAAGAACAGCUCGUACUUCGUCGAGUGGAUACCGAACAACGUGAAGACGGCUGUGUGCGACAUCCCGCCCAAGGGGCUGAAGAUGUCCUCGACCUUCAUUGGCAACACCACCGCCAUCCAGGAGCUCUUCAAGCGCAUCUCCGAGCAGUUCUCGGCCAUGUUCCGACGCAAGGCCUUCCUCCACUGGUACACCGGCGAGGGCAUGGACGAGAUGGAGUUCACCGAGGCGGAGAGCAACAUGAACGAUCUGGUCUCCGAGUACCAGCAGUACCAGGAGGCAACGGCCGACGACGAGUUCGAUCCCGAUGUUAACCAGGAGGAGGUCGAGGGCGAUUGUAUUUAAUGGUGUGGCCAGAGGAAUGAGGUGCGUGCGUGAGGGGGAACGCGUGUUUCUGCGCGGCAUGCGGCAACAGCUGUCAGCCAAGCAUUGCAGCAUUCUCUGAAACAGACACACACAAAGACAAACACACACCACUACUGACACACAGCACAGCACACAGAUACACAAACACAGACAGACAUAGACAGACAGACAGGAAAGGUCAAGCGUAGUUAGAACAUCAAACGGAAAUGUUCCAAAGCUCUAGCUUCCUCCCAUCUACCUACCCUCUCUCUCUUACCCCUGUGUUAUUCUAACUCUCACUAUCUAUCUGUAAUUCACGCUCAUCUACCAUCUCUCACCCUCUCUCUCUCAUCAUCAUCUUUCCAUCUAUAAUUUCGGCUCUCUACGCUACACUUUACACCGGAGGCACGUCUAUCGCAUUUCUCGCAGCCAUUUUUUCACUUUUUCACUUUCCAUCCAUCCCAUCCAUGCAUCCGAAAGUACCCCCGUAUUUUUCUACUCAACUCAACGUUUCAUUUAGUUUAGGGCAACAAAGAAACAAAAUCAAUCUCCCAUUUUUAUAUAAUUAUUUAUAUGCAACGCAACUCUAGCAAACCCCAAACAAGUAUCUAGUAUUUUGAAAUAAAACGAAACGAAUUUACACAC
This is a messenger RNA of Drosophila obscura, 2229 nucleotides long. RefSeq names its product tubulin beta-3 chain (gene betaTub60D). Bases 220 to 1584 code for a protein of 454 amino acids. The transcript has 4 exons. Gene Ontology annotation, biological process: microtubule cytoskeleton organization; mitotic cell cycle. The record is from RefSeq and is a predicted model, not a curated record. Gene Ontology annotation, molecular function: structural constituent of cytoskeleton; GTPase activity; GTP binding. NCBI's taxonomy places the organism in Eukaryota, Metazoa, Arthropoda, Insecta, Diptera, Drosophilidae. Gene Ontology annotation, cellular component: cytoplasm; microtubule.